GACACUUCAAUUCCCGAUUUUUGCUCUUGAUUGGUUCUGUGAGUGUGAGUUUGGUUGAAGCUCCUCCUUUUCUCUUCUCCAUCAUUCUUUGUUCAUUUCUCUCUCGCCAGGCUAAAAGCAAAUCAAUAAAUAACAUACACAAUGAAGAUCCAGUGCGACGUUUGUAAUCAAGAUGAAGCCUCCCUGUUCUGCUCCGCUGACGAGGCUGCUCUCUGCGAUGGCUGUGACCGACGCGUCCACCACGCCAAUAAGCUCGCCGGCAAACACCUACGCUUUUCUCUCCUCCAUCCUUCCUUCAAAGAAACCCCUCGUUGCGACGUCUGCCAGGAGAGGCGCGCCUUUCUGUUCUGUCAGGAGGACAGAGCUAUUCUAUGCAGAGAGUGUGACCUUCCCAUUCACACGGCCAACGAACAGACCAAAAAACACAACAGGUUUCUCCUAACCGGCGUGAAGCUUUCUCCCUCCUCAUCUCUCUAUUCCACCACCAACUCAUCCAUCAAUGAUGUCUGUGAUUCUGUGAAAGAUAAACUAAACAACUCAAAGCUUUACUUGAAAAAGAAAUCCGUGCCGCUUUGUUCUGGAGCGGUUGUUCAUCCUACACCGCCAGUAGUUGAGAAACCGUCACCUCCACCACCGCCACCGCCACCAACAACUACUGCUACUAUUACGACUCACAAGUCUGAUGAUCAUCCGGCAAGCGGAGGGGGAUCGACCAGUAGCAUAUCGGAGUACUUGAUAAAGAUGUUGCCGGGAUGGCAAGUCGAGGACUUUCUUGACUCCUACUCUGCUCCCCAUGGUUUCUGUAAGGGUGAUGAUCUAUCUCCGUUUCAAAUUCAGGAUAUGGAUCUCGAAAACAGUUGGAGCUUCGCUGCUCAAGAUAUAACGAUCUGCGUACCUCAAGUGCCACAAGCCUCAACCACUCCUUACUGCUUACCCAACGAAAUCAACUUUGAAAAUGGAUUUAAGGAGGCAAGCAAUCAAAAGACUGCUGCAAACAAACGGUGGAGAGACGAUGGUGGUUUUACAGUCCCCCAAAUUAGCCCGCCGUCCUGCAAGAGAUCUACACAUUUUUGGUAGAAAAAUCAUUCAAAUAAGACAAGUUUAAUAUAUCUCUGCGCCAUUUUGAUGAUUUCGUGAGUCCUGAUAUUUCAAAUUUCAAUCCACUUUCUUGUUUCUUUUUUCCGUCCCCCUCACGAAACUAGGUUAGAUCCUCUGUUUCACUGUGUUCGGUGUGCUCUGUACCAUGUAGGUUUGUUUCAUUUCCUCUCUUUGCUUUGGAUUUGGAAUGGAAAUCUGUAAAUAUCAAUACGUAACAGCUUUUCAUCCCUGUACUUAAUCUGGUGAGCAAUAUAGAUACAGGGAAUGCAAGUACGUUUCUUCAAAUGUAGUUCCAGGAAUAGAAGGCAAUAAAGCGGAACUCUUUUUGAGCUCUGGGGUGGAUUUAGUGAG
Molecule: messenger RNA, 1449 nt
Organism: Nelumbo nucifera (sacred lotus)
Lineage: Eukaryota; Viridiplantae; Streptophyta; Magnoliopsida; Proteales; Nelumbonaceae
Product: B-box zinc finger protein 20-like
Biological process (GO): regulation of DNA-templated transcription; photomorphogenesis
Cellular component (GO): nucleus
Molecular function (GO): zinc ion binding
Source: RefSeq, a predicted model, not a curated record